AUGAUCCAUGGAUUAACUACUCCGAAUUCGAAACCGCUUGGGAUAUCGUCUCAAACUAACAGUCCAAUCAGUACCCCGAAAAACUCUCCCAACAAGAAAAGAUUGCAGACUAAAAUGGCUAGGGCUUCAUCCACGCCUACGUCGGCAAAUACAUCUGCAUCCGCAAUAACUCUCUCAUUGAAUAACCUUCAGAAUGACUACAAUAACUUGGAGAGAUCAUACGCAGACUUACUCCUCAGAUCCAAUUCCAUAUCGAUUGAUAAACUCCAACUUGAAAAAGACCUUCAAUUGAAGGCAGAGAUAAUAGCUGAGCAGUCAGAUAAGAUUGUGAGUUAUGAAAGCAUAAUAAACUCCAUGAAAGUGGAGUAUGGAAAGAACCAGGAAUUGUACGAAAAGGAGUUGUUUUACUAUAAGGAAUUGGUCAGUGAUCUAGAGUUGAAAAUAAAUAAGCUAACUAAGGAAUUGGACAGCAUAGAACCCCAAGUUACUCAGUUCGACGAUAAUUCUGCUGCAUUGGAAGAUAUCUCAAAGAAAUAUACAGAUUUGUUAAAAGACUUUAAGAUUUUGCAAAGUAAUUUCGAAGUCGAGCAAAGUUCCAAAUUGGUCUUAAUGGACCAAAUUGAGUACAUAACGCAUGAAAUGGAUAACAAUCAAAAGGACAAAAGCAACUCAGAGUAUGAUUACAAGAAUGAGAGCAGCAAUGAAUUUAUUGGAGGAGACAUUGAGAGCAAAGAAAUACACAUGGAUACGUUCCAUACGCUUAAUGCAUUACAUGAGCAAUCGGACUCCGAAUCUGAUUCGGACAACGAAGUUCGUGGCAAACAUGGUAGAAUGUUGAGUUUGGCAGAUGAAAUCUCGUCAUCAUCCCCAAUCAAAGACCUUGAAAAGGAAGAGAAGAGAAACAAGCGUGUAACUUCGGUGCUUCAUAACCCAAAUUUCAAAUUCCCACCUUCACCUGAUCCUGAAGACAAGCAAAAGCAACGCCAAUCACUCCCAGCUAAAUUGAAGACAUCUUCACCACAUCUUGAUCAAGAAGAAUUUGUGCUAUCACCUCUCAAAUUGACGGCUAACCACAAUGGAUCUUCCUCGUCAUACUUUGAUCUUGCUAAUGCAUCCAUAACCAAAUCUGAAAGAAGAUACUCCAACAGCAAACCUCAUCACUCAAGAUACAAUUCGCAUGAUGUCUUUCCUAUAACAGUUGAGUUCGAACAACUCCAAUCAGAAAAUGGACUUCGUGCUGCAUCCGUUCCUGAAAAGAUCCAUAAUGCCGCCACAGAAGGCAGGAGGAACAGAAAUUCAGCUUUUCUUGCUGAGACUUCAAUUGAAGAGGGCCAAGUCCUGAACAGGAACUCCAUGUUGACAGAAUCUUCAUCUAAAAGGUCUUCUUUGUUAAUGGACCAGAGCAUUCUCACAAACGAUAUGACCAAACAGGAAAUAAUGAAACUCAAAUUUGAAUUACAAUCGUUAAAGCUUCACAAUGAAAAAUUGUUGUCAUAUAUUGGCUUUGAGUUGCAAAAGCAAAAGAAAAACAUCAAAAAACUUUCCCAUAAACAAUCACUCAACAGUAUGAGGAAUAAUAUGGAAUACUCGGAUGCUAAAUUGAUUGAAAAAUCAAGAGAUAUGUUAAUUCAUAAAAAGCGUGUCUUAAGAAGCGUAUCCAUUAAUCCUAUAGUGAGUAAAAGGGGUGAUGGUAACAAUAAUCGUAGUAGUCAAAUAAUUAGUAAGGGCUUACUUAAGAAGAAUGAGGAUGGAACUGAAGGGCUUAUAGGAUUUCCAUAUCAACUCUUUGAUGGAGAUGAUGAGUAUGGAUUCUUAAAUGACCCGAACCAUGGCUCAAGGUUAUUUGAUAAUGGUAUAAAAAGUUACUACGAAAUAGACGAAGAAAUAGAAGAGCAUGAAGAUGGGAGUUUGAGGGGACCCAAGAAGUACAAAUCACAAAUAUUCAGGCAUUCUGAAGCAAUGCUGUCUGACUAUGAUGAAGACGAUGAUGAUAUUGAAGCAGAGGAAGAAGAUGACGAGGAUUCAUGGCAAGACGUUUCUGAAGCUGAAGGUACUAUAUCGAACAAGGCCCCACUGACAUCUGUUUUCAAUCAUAUCAAGGGCUUAUUUAUAAGUAACCACACUACCAACAAACACAAGACCACCAACGACACAGUGGAUGAAACGUUAAAAUAUAAGUUCUUUACCAUAGCAGUUGGUAUCUUGAUUAUUGGAAUACGGUUCUCGCACAAUCAGAAUAUCCAUCACCAGUAA
Messenger RNA from Dujonia railenensis, 2253 nucleotides. The record is from the annotation of a GenBank genome assembly. Lineage: Eukaryota; Fungi; Ascomycota; Pichiomycetes; Serinales; Debaryomycetaceae.